Messenger RNA from Monascus purpureus, 375 nucleotides. Lineage: Eukaryota; Fungi; Ascomycota; Eurotiomycetes; Eurotiales; Aspergillaceae. The record is from the annotation of a GenBank genome assembly.
AUGAAGACCGCCGGCAUCCUCUCCGCACUCUCCCUCGCCAUGGCCUCUCUGGCACAAGUCGUCCGAAUCGACUCCCCCGGCGCCGACGAUACCAUCUCCGUCAGUGACUCCUUCACCGUAACCUGGACCUGGGAGGACGACUACCCCAACGCCCCCGCGGACCCUGGUCUCGGCGACGUCGUCAUCUUCCAGGCCAGCUCGGGAUACUCCAAGACGCUGGGAUACUCCAUUCCCGUGCUGCAGCAGAGCUUCGUGUAUGGAUCGCUGGAGGGUGUUGUCCCCCCUGGCGAGGGAUAUGAGGUGGAGGUUCUCCCGACUGCGGAUUCGGUGGACUGGAAUUUGGAGCUGGCGGGGGAGUUUGAACUCGCUGCUUAA